Messenger RNA from Rhinichthys klamathensis goyatoka, 2159 nucleotides. It is a transcript of the gene ggt1a, whose product is annotated as gamma-glutamyltransferase 1a. Gene Ontology annotation, cellular component: plasma membrane. The record is from RefSeq and is a predicted model, not a curated record. NCBI's taxonomy places the organism in Eukaryota, Metazoa, Chordata, Actinopteri, Cypriniformes, Leuciscidae. Bases 72 to 1829 code for a protein of 585 amino acids. Gene Ontology annotation, molecular function: glutathione gamma-glutamate hydrolase. Gene Ontology annotation, biological process: regulation of immune system process; regulation of inflammatory response; glutathione catabolic process. The transcript has 13 exons.
GUCCCAUUCACUCUUGUGUUGAUACAUCCACUACAAGAAAAAGGAUACGGUUUUAUGGAUUAUUAAGGAUUAUGGUUCACCAGACGAAAUCAUCUGUGAGGAAAAUGGUUAAGAAGUCUCUUGUUGCUGGGCUGGUGGUCUUGCUUGUGGCUGCAGUUGGUUUUUUCAUGGGUGUGUAUUUGGGGAUCGGAAACAGGAGAUUUGCUGUAUCCUCUGACCAUUUCUACUCAAAAGCAGCAGUGGCAGCAGAUGCCGGGAAGUGCUCUGAGAUUGGGAGGGACAUCUUAAAGCGCAAUGGUUCAGCAGUUGAUGCUUCUAUUGCUGCUCUGUUGUGUGUUGGGCUGUUUAAUCCACACAGCAUGGGCAUUGGAGGAGGGCUAUUCUUCACCAUUUACAAUGCAGCAACAGGAAAGGUGGAGACAAUUGAUGCCAGAGAAACUGCUCCAAUGAACGCUUCAGAGAACAUGUUUGGCAAUAACACCCAGCUGUCACGAAAAGGAGGGUUGUCCAUCGCCAUACCAGGAGAAAUCCGUGGUUACGAGAUGGCGCACAAAAGACAUGGGAGACUGCCAUGGAGGGAACUGUUUCAGCCCAGUAUAGAAUUGGCACGCAAUGGUUUUCCAAUUGGCAAGUCCUUGGCCAAUGCCAUUGCAAAAAACAAAGAAUCAAUUCUGAGUGACGUGAUGUUGUGUGAAGUGUUUUGUGACUCAAACAAAAACCUCCUGAGGGCAAAUGAUAUCAUUAGAUUUCUCAAACUCGCUGACACCUAUGAGAGGAUAGCGGAAGAAGGGCCGGAUGUUUUUUACAAUGGAUCUAUGGCCCAGAAUAUAGUGAAUGAUAUCCAGGCUGCAGGAGGGAUUAUAACACUUGAGGACCUAAUGGAAUAUAAGCCAGUGUUAAAUGAGACCCCGUUGAAGUUAACUGUGGGGGAGUACACCAUUAAUAUUCCUGAUGCUCCAUCCAGUGGACCUGUACUCGCUCUGAUUCUUAACAUAGUGGAUGGUUACAACUUCUCAAACAGCAGUGUGUCCACAGCAGAGAAGAAGACUUUGACAUAUCACCGCAUCGUAGAGGCAUUUCGUUUUGCUUAUGCAAAGAGGAGUAAACUGGGAGACCCGCGUUACCUCAACAUUACUGACCUCAUCCAAAACAUGACCUCAGACUACUUUGCAGACAACAUCAGGAGUAAAAUCACAGAUGACACCACUCACCCAGACACCUACUACGAUCCCGAGUACUUUGUACCCGAUGACCACGGCACGGCUCACCUGUCAGUCAUCGCAGAGGAUGGGAGCGCGGUGGCGGCCACCAGCACUAUCAACCUUUAUUUUGGCUCUAAGGUGAUGUCACGCUCAACUGGGAUUAUCUUUAAUGAUGAGAUGGAUGAUUUCAGCUCUCCUUACAUUACCAAUGGCUUUGGGGUUCCCCCUUCACCCAACAACUUCAUUCAGCCAGGUAAAAGACCACUUUCAUCGAUGUGCCCCACGAUAAUAUUUGACAAACACAACAGAGUCAAAAUGGUGGUUGGGGCCUCAGGUGGGACGAAAAUCACUACAGCAACUGCUCUGGUGAUCCUGAACUCACUGUUCUUUCACUACGAUCUGAAGAAAGCGGUUACAGAACCAAGAGUCCACAACCAACUCAAUCCCAACAUGACAGUUGUAGAAGAGGACUUUGAGCAGAGUGUUCUUGAUGGCUUGGCUCAGAAGAAUCAUGUAACAGAGCUGCUGAGGACGCCAGGAGCAGUAGUGCAGGCCAUCGUGCGACAAGGGGACAAACUCUGCGCUGAAUCUGAUCCCAGGAAAGGCGGCUAUCCUGCAGGAUACUGAACGCCACUCCCUCUCACCCUUCUCACAUUUUGUGGACUUUCGUUCAUUGGUGACUCAAUCAAGAACCAGGAAAGACUAAUAUACACAUUCAAAAGCAAUUAGUCCAACAAUCAACAUGGACUAUAAUGCACAAGGUUGCACAAAGACUCCCUGUAUUUAUUAACUUUUCUUUUUGACGGGAAAAUGUUUCAUCGGUAUCAAUAGUGCCUUACUUUCAUAUUGAACGGUCUAUGGUUUUACCAAGCUUAUUUAUUCCUUUUGUGUGUAGAGAAGAGUAUUGAUUAUCAGUAUGUGGGGGUCAUUUGGUACCUGAUUCCAUUGUACAGGUUC